This is a messenger RNA of Daldinia caldariorum, 479 nucleotides long. RefSeq lists its product as uncharacterized. Lineage: Eukaryota; Fungi; Ascomycota; Sordariomycetes; Xylariales; Hypoxylaceae. The coding region runs from base 40 to 357 and encodes 105 amino acids. The record is from RefSeq and is a predicted model, not a curated record. The transcript has a single exon.
GGACCAGCAACUAGGAGCGAAAAAGGUGUGUACCUAUGUAUGUACUAUGUAAGUGUGUAUGUGUAUGUGUGUGUGUGUGUGUUCUUCUGGAAACUUAACCCAUUUUUUUCUUUCCCGCCUUUGUGCAAAACUCAGCCCGACCUUGGCCUAACCCUAUUUCCAUUUUUACUUCUCUGUAUGUGCCUAGGAGGCAUGUAUGUAUGCAUAUUUCUCUUAUUUUCUUCUUUUCUGCCGCCCGAACUAAAUUGGGUAGCCGAGCCUCCAGCGUGUUGUUGGAGAGCAGAGGAGAGGAAGAAACCCACACGCCCCCUCCCCCCUCCCCCCUCGUCUUCGAAAAUUAGAGUAUGCAGAAGCUAGACAGGUCAGGCAAGGUAGGCGAAGGCGAUGACGACGAAACGAGCCUUCGCAGCCCACCCCAUGGUAAGCUUGCUUGCUUGUUGGACAACGCUGAGUUUCUUAGGUUACGUGAUGUGAUGAUG